AUGGCAUCCGAUCCGUACAAGGCCAAGAACAAGGACGAGCCAGGUCUCGAGGAGAAGAUCACCGCCCUCAAUGACUUUGCCAAAUCCUGCAAAUUCGGCAUGAUGACCACCCGCAUCGCUGACUCGGGCCUGUUGGUCUCGAGGUGCAUGGCUCUGGCCGCUCAGGAGUCCGGCGGCGCCGACCUCCUGUUCCACACCAACACCGAGUCAGGCAAGACGUCGGACCUGUCGUCAGACUCGCACGUCAACAUCUCCUUCCUGGCCCCGUCGAGCGGCAGCUGGGCGUCGAUCUCAGGCACCGCGAGCAUCAUCACCGACCGCGCCACGGUCAAGAAAUACUACACGCCCACACUCAAGACGUGGGUCGGCGACCUGGGCGACGGCGUGCACGACGGCAGCGAGAACGACCCGCGCAUCGGCGUCAUCAAGGUCAAGGCCCUGACGGCCACGUACGCGCUCCCCAAGGGGACCAUGCUGGGCCGCGGGGUCGAGAUGGUCAAGGGCGCCGUCACCGGCGAGGUCGCCAAUGUGAAUGAGCUGCGCGAGAUCAACGAGCAGGAGAUGAACCAGUGGAGGAGUUCACAUUAG
Cladophialophora psammophila CBS 110553 is the source of this 588-nucleotide messenger RNA. Its product is annotated as protein bli-3. The record is from RefSeq and is a predicted model, not a curated record. The transcript has 3 exons. NCBI's taxonomy places the organism in Eukaryota, Fungi, Ascomycota, Eurotiomycetes, Chaetothyriales, Herpotrichiellaceae. Bases 1 to 588 code for a protein of 195 amino acids.